Molecule: messenger RNA, 2426 nt
Organism: Argentina anserina (silverweed cinquefoil)
Lineage: Eukaryota; Viridiplantae; Streptophyta; Magnoliopsida; Rosales; Rosaceae
Product: probable galactinol--sucrose galactosyltransferase 1
Exons: 13
Coding region: 59-2329 (756 amino acids)
Source: RefSeq, a predicted model, not a curated record
UUCAUCAUCAUUGAUUUGUUGUUGGAUUCUGAUAUUCUGAUUAGUUGCUGUGGUGAAGAUGACGGUUGGCGCUGGCAUAACCGUUGAAGAUGGAAGUUUAAUGGUGUUGGGGAACAAGGUGUUGGGAGAAGUGCAUGCCAACGUUGUUGUCACUCCGGCAUCCGGUGGCGCAUUGGCCAAUGGGGCCUUCAUCGGAGUCGAGUCUGAUCAGAAGGGUAGCCGGAAAGUGUUUCCGAUCGGCAAACUCGAGGGGUUGCGGUUUAUGUGUGUAUUUCGGUUUAAGAUGUGGUGGAUGACGCAGAGGAUGGGGAGUAAUGGUCAAGAUGUUCCAUUUGAGACUCAGUUUCUGAUUGUGGAGACUAAGGAAGGUGGUAAUUUUGGUGAGGGUAGCAAAACUGGAGGGGAGGAAUCUGCUGUGUAUACAGUUUUCUUGCCGAUUCUCGAGGGUGAUUUCAGGGCUGUUCUUCAGGGGAAUGAACUGAAUGAGAUUGAAAUCUGCUUAGAAAGUGGAGAUCCUGAUGUUGUUGGAUUUGAGGGUAGUCAUUUGGUUUUUGUUGGCGCUGGAUCAGACCCAUUUGAAGUCAUCACAGAUACUGUCAAGACUGUAGAGAAGCAUUUACAGACAUUUCAUCAUCGUGAGCGAAAGAAGAUGCCAGAUAUGCUGAACUGGUUUGGCUGGUGUACAUGGGAUGCUUUCUACACUGAUGUCACUUCAGAGGGUCUAAAGCAAGGGUUAGAGAGCUUUGAGAAUAGUGGAGUGCCUCCGAAGUUUGUUAUUAUAGAUGAUGGAUGGCAAUCAGUUAGUAUGGAUGACACUGGUGUUAGCUUCUUAGCUGAUAACGCAGCAAACUUUGCAAACAGAUUGACAAAUAUAAAAGAGAACCACAAAUUUCAAAAAGAUGGUAAAAAGGGUCACAGAGUAGAGGAUCCAUCUUUGGGACUUCGCCAUAUUGUAUCUGAAAUUAAGGAGAAACAUGCUUUGAAGUAUGCUUAUGUGUGGCAUGCUAUAACUGGUUACUGGGGUGGUGUUAGACCUGGUGUUUCCGGGAUGGAACACUAUGACUCCAAGUUGGCCUACCCUGUUUCAUCUCCAGGGGUUGAGUCCAAUGAGCCUUGUGAUGCCUAUAACAGCAUUGCCAAAAAUGGCCUUGGCCUUGUGAAUCCUGAGAAAGUUUUCCACUUCUAUGAUGAACUGCACUCUUAUCUCGCAUCAGCAGGAAUUGAUGGGGUUAAAGUUGAUGUUCAAAACAUUCUCGAAACUUUAGGGGCAGGUCAUGGUGGAAGGGUGAAACUUGCAAGAAAAUAUCAUCAGGCAUUAGAAGCGUCUAUUGCGAGAAACUUUCCUGACAAUGGUAUCAUUUCUUGUAUGAGCCACAACACAGAUGGUUUGUACAGUGCGAAGAGGUCAGCUGUUAUAAGGGCAUCAGAUGAUUUCUGGCCUAAAGAUCCUGCAUCACACACAAUUCAUAUCGCUUCAGUUGCUUAUAACACUGUUUUUCUCGGAGAAUUCAUGCAGCCAGAUUGGGAUAUGUUUCAUAGCUUACACCCGAUGGCUGAAUACCAUGGAGCAGCUCGUGCUGUAGGUGGAUGUGCAAUUUAUGUUAGUGACAAGCCAGGGCAGCAUGACUUCAAUCUUCUAAGGAAGCUUGUACUCACUGAUGGCUCCAUCUUGAGAGCUAAACUACCAGGAAGACCAACAAGGGAUUGCUUAUUUUCUGAUCCAGCUCGAGAUGGGAAAAGUCUUCUAAAGAUAUGGAAUCUGAAUGAAUUUACCGGAGUUGUGGGAGUCUUUAACUGCCAGGGAGCUGGGUGGUGUAAGGUUGGAAAGACGAACCUCAUCCAUGACUUAGAGACAGGCACAGUUACUGGGAUCAUUAGGGCUAAAGAUGUCGAUUAUCUGCCCAAGGUUGCACAUGAGGAAUGGACUGGGGAUGUUGUCAUAUAUUCCCAUCUUGGUGGAGAGGUGAUAUAUCUUCCCAAGGAUGCAUCUAGGCCAAUCACCCUGAAAUCUCGAGAGUACGAAGUUUUUACAGUGGUUCCAGCUAAGAAAUUGUCUGAUGGAGUAACAUUUGCUCCCAUCGGCUUAAUCAAGAUGUUCAACUCUGGGGGAGCCAUAAAAGAAUAUGAAUCUACGAGCAGUGCUACAAUUGACAUGAAAGUGCAUGGGUCUGGCCUCUUUGGAGCCUAUUCAUUAGCUAGACCAAAGAGGAUAACAGUUGAUUCGGAGGAAGCUGAGUUCGAUUAUGAAGUUGAAUCGGGUUUUCUCACCAUUGAUUUGAAAGUUCCAGAGACAGAAUUGUACCUUUGGGACAUCACCAUUGAACUUUGAGGAUUAUUAUGCAUGUAUUAGCAACUUCUGUAGGGUUAGAAGGAAAUGAUAUCUGUAGCCUGUAGUUGGAAUUCAUAAGUUGGGACAGAAAUGCAGA